AUGUCGACUUCCCCACAAACCCCAGACGUAACUCAAUCAGUCCAUAAUCAUUCCGAAAAUGCCUCCCAGAGACGAGAGUCCGAGUCCACCUCCAGUUCCGCCGAACUCACCAGCGUCACCUUAAAGUUGCGCAAGGCUCUACGAAAUUUCCCCGACUUUCCCAUCCCCGGUAUCGAUUUCGUUGACAUCCUUCCCCUCUUUGCUUCUCACGAUCUUCACGAAUCUUUGAUCCGCGCUUUGGAGUUGCAAGUUCUUCUUGUGAACGGUGGAAAGAAACCCGAUGUUGUUGUUGGUUUGGAUGCUCGAGGAUUUCUUUUCGGACCUUCCCUUGCUCUGAGAUUAGGAGCGGGAUUUGCUCCGGUCAGAAAGAGAGGAAAGCUUCCUGGUCCUACCGAGGAAGCUUCUUUCGAGAAGGAAUAUGGUCAGGAUUAUUUUCAAAUCCAAAAGGAUGCGAUUAAACCUGGGCAAUCAGUACUUGUUGUAGACGAUAUAAUUGCUACUGGAGGAAGUGCCCAAGCAGCCGGAAAGCUUGUCCAACAACUCGGAGGAAUUUGCAUGGGAUAUUUAUUUAUUUUGGAAUUGGAUUUCUUGAAAGGACGUGAUAAACUCUCCGCUCCGGUCGCAACAUUAUUACGCGAUUAA
Sclerotinia sclerotiorum 1980 UF-70 is the source of this 642-nucleotide messenger RNA. RefSeq names its product adenine phosphoribosyltransferase. The coding region runs from base 1 to 642 and encodes 213 amino acids. Gene Ontology annotation, molecular function: adenine binding; AMP binding; adenine phosphoribosyltransferase activity. Gene Ontology annotation, biological process: adenine salvage; AMP salvage. Lineage: Eukaryota; Fungi; Ascomycota; Leotiomycetes; Helotiales; Sclerotiniaceae. The transcript has 2 exons. Gene Ontology annotation, cellular component: cytoplasm. The record is from RefSeq and is a predicted model, not a curated record.